Messenger RNA from Penicillium bovifimosum, 690 nucleotides. RefSeq lists its product as uncharacterized. NCBI's taxonomy places the organism in Eukaryota, Fungi, Ascomycota, Eurotiomycetes, Eurotiales, Aspergillaceae. The record is from RefSeq and is a predicted model, not a curated record. Bases 1 to 690 code for a protein of 229 amino acids. The transcript has a single exon.
AUGCGAGUCCUCGCCAACGAACCCAACUCUGUUUCUGUGCUGGUGAUGACUGCCACCUUUAUGCCCACCGGGAUCAACUGCACAAUCUUCGACGAGCCCUGCGAAGAGUACGACCAUUUCGUUACCGUGCUUAAGAAGCCGGGCUUCCGCCGUCUGGAUAUUGCCUUGCUUGUCGGUGGUGAACGCGAGGAAGACCUCGAAGCAUGCUGGCGACCACUGCUUAAUGGGCGUCUGCGCCGGGCACUUGGUGAAGCAAAAGGACUGGAAGAAUUCAGGCUGCAUACAACAUAUGAUCGAUUUCUCCACUAUAACGGCGAAUAUCCACUGAUCCCAUUACAGAGCAUUGUGCCUGUGGAACAAUGGUCGAAACUGCGCCAUUUUGAACUCUCCGGCCUUCUUAUCUCACAGGAUGAUUGUGUCUCUUUCCUCAAGACGCUACCAAGAUCUGUUCGUUCCAUUGAACUUAGUAUGCUGCACUUCUUUCACCUUGAAGACUGGUAUAGUAUGCUGGCCGAAAUCAGGCGAAUGGUAUCGGAGAGCGAGUUGUGGGGAGACCGGGAUGCGGGAUCAAGACCCAAAAUUACCAUCGGUGUGCCAAAUCCAAUCAUGAACACAUUCCAUCAAUCCGGUAUAUGGAUUCAAAAGGAGGUAGAGGAUUUUGUCUACGGUGAAGGAAUAAAUCCCUUUUAA